This is a messenger RNA of Cladophialophora carrionii CBS 160.54, 2769 nucleotides long. RefSeq lists its product as uncharacterized. The transcript is spliced from 3 exons. Bases 1 to 2769 code for a protein of 922 amino acids. NCBI's taxonomy places the organism in Eukaryota, Fungi, Ascomycota, Eurotiomycetes, Chaetothyriales, Herpotrichiellaceae. The record is from RefSeq and is a predicted model, not a curated record.
AUGGACCACUGUCCACUCCCUCCAGGGAAGGGGCAUAUCAAAGUCCGCAACUUCACAAUCACGCCCUAUACCACGGGUCCCACAAGCUUUUUGGGUUAUCCUGCGAGGCGAGGCUGGUCCUCCGACGACCUCAACUCCCGAGACUUGCACCAGAUCCGGCCUGUGGCAGAGGUGCGCGACUUCUUCCAGGGAUGGCUCUUCUUCGGCUCAGUGAUCGAGUUCCUCUCCAUUUGCGGCAUAUCUGCUCAACACGGCGACUUUCUCACUCCGGACGGUCAGUAUGUGACCACGAAGCGCCUCCCACAGAUGCUCCAGGAAUGGAAGCAGGUCGCACAAAAGAGACGGGCCGUUGAUAGCAUGAACAUACCUACAACCAUACAGGCCGCUUUGAUUCUCGGGACUGUGAGGGACUUUGUUGAUGACUAUUGUUUGCCCAGAGGUGGUGGACAAGGCUUACAAGCUGAUAUGCGUGCCCGGCUGGUCGCGAAGUCCCCCUUGCCCCAGAGAGUAUGGAUGUCCAUCAUCGCGCUCGGUCAUGCACUCACAUCGGCAAUGGUCAGUGGCUGCGAUAUUCGACGCACUGGCAGUCGCUGGGGUGGCUCCAUGGUACUCGAACAGCGAAUGUUGGCCAAAAGGUGGUGCCCACAGGAUGUGCAUCGAAUGCUUUCCGAUUAUGGUGGAACCGUCUAUGAGCAGUAUUACCUGUCCAAGAUGAUGAAUGCAGAGCUUAGCGGCAGCCAAGAUGAGAGAGACAGGGCCAUCUCCCACGAAAAAUGUACCUCGUUUGAAUGCCGUGGGCGCAACAUCGACCAGAAAACGUACCGUCAGUUUCACGCACCUAGUUGUGAUGGCGAAUGCGGUGGCUUCCGAAGUGCAGAUAUCGAAAAGCUGACGACGAUCAUCAAGGCUGGCGACAUUCCUGUGUUCAAAUGGAACCUCGAAAGGAAGAAGCUCGAACUCGAGGCUGCCAAAGUCAACGGAAAGAAAGUCGGAGAGCCCGCGUUCAUGGCCAUGUCCCACAUAUGGAGUGACGGCCUUGGAAACCAGGAUGACAAUGCAAUCUAUGUAUGUCAGCUAGAGGCCUUGCAAAACUCGGUCGAGGCGGCCGCCAAAAACCACAAGAUGCCGGUGGGAAAUCCGUCGCACUUCUGGAUCGACACCCUAUGCGUACCAGUGCAGAAGGAGAAUAAACAUCUGCGCAAGAAGUGCAUCCGGGACAUGUGGAGAAUCUACGAGAGCUCUUGCUCUGUGCUUGUUCUUUGUUCACUGCGCAAGACUGCGACGACCGUGAAAGGACCCGAACGACGAAUUGUGGAGCAUCUCAACAACUGGGAUCGCCGACUGUGGACAUACCAGGAAUGCAUCAUGGCGCGUAAGCGUCUGAUUCAAUACGCGGACAAAACAGUUGACCAUGUCAGCAUCGAGGCUGACUUCUACCGGGAUAAGCUGUGGGCGUCUGGCUCCGUGGCAGAUCCUCUCCCACUUCUGGCGUCUCAGAUAGCAGCACGAUCCACGUCAAAGAAGAGCGACGAGAUGCUUUGCCUGGCCACGAUAAUGCGCCUUGACAUAGAGCCAUUCCUCAACGCAGAGACGCUCUUGAAGAAGGAGAAGGGCUUAAGCGAAAACGAGGAGAUCAGUGACGUCGAACUCGCAGACAGACGAAUGGAAACCUUCUGGCAGACCAUCCGUGAAUGCCAAUGGGGGGUACUUUUCAACUCUCAUCGGCGUUUACCGACCGAAGGGCUCCGGUGGGCCCCAGCCACCUUCCUAGGCUGCCCGUCGGGUGGCUUUGUAAAGCAAGUGGACCAAGGAUAUUGCAGACUUGAUGGCGAGGGUCGCGGUCUGUCCUUUACGGCUCCGGCAAUCAUCAUUGAAACACCGUCGACAUGGAGCGCAAGAUCAUCGGCGCUGAUAAUCGAAGUGACGGAUCCUGCAGCUGGGAGGGUCUGUGUCGAAGUCACACCGAGAGAUCUGAGCUUCCCGUCAGAGACAUUUACUUGGAACCCCGGCACCAAAUAUGCCAUCCUGCUGGAGAAACCGCUUUCACUUCACGUCCCAGGUACAACUGGUGAUUCCAUGCCCGAGCUCCCCCGGACGGGACCGCAGCUCGAGUACUGGCUUGAGCGGACCUUCCAACCUGGGAGAGUGAACAAGUUAGCUAUAGAUGCGAUCGUCACGACGGUGAGAAAUCCCAAUCUUGGCGGCGGCUGUCAGAUUCGUCACGAAUGUAUUGCGGUCGCCAAAGUCAUCGAUUCCCCGAUCCUCGAUAAACUGGAGGAAGAGAAAUAUACGAUCUGGGACGAACCGUCCAGGCAACUUCUAGCCGCGUCCCUUCAAAUGGAACGGAUCCUUAGUAGUCCUGAUAAUAGUUUUGCCAACGACGAAGAGGACACUGAAGACGACAGCGACGACGAGGAUGAUGAUGACGAUGACGACGAUAACAGCGACACCGACGAUUACGACGAUGAUGACGACCAAUGGGAAGACGAUGACAGUGAUGACAAUGAUGACUCCGAUAGCGACGACGACGAUGAUGAUGCCUCCAACGAAGAGACUAAUUAUUACGACGACCUCGAAUCGGGCGCAGAUUCAGCGGACGAGCAGGAAGCCCUGUAUCUUCAACUCGACAAUGAUGCCGUUGAUUCUGGAUCCGAAUCCGCAGAUGAACAUCCCUAUAGAUUCUUCGGCGAGGAGCAAUCGCAACCAAUUCCGGCGGCUCGCAUUGAGGGGACACGGACCCGUGACGAUACUCAGUGGUUCCUUCUGUAG